AUGUCAAGCUCUGAUCGCUGCUUGGCGACGAAGCCAAGUCUUGUGUCCUCCACCACGCAGACCCUGGGUCUGCAUGUUUCCAGCUCAGCACGGCGGCGCAGCCAAGUGGGCCCAGAACCGGACUAUCACCAGUCGAGCUGGGCAGUGCCGCGGCGGCGCUACUUGGUGCGAUCCAGAGAUUCUGGCACCACGGAGGGGUGCCCCGCCCCCACCAGCCUCGUAUACCGCUUGGUGGCGUGCCACACCCACGGAUGUGAGACAAUUGUGGUUUUGGAUCAGGGGGAAGCCGAAGCCAUGCGAUCAUGCGAUAUGCCGAUCAUGGAUCACCGUGGACGUAUGGAGAAUACUGCGGCCUGCCGCGUGGUGGCCAUUGGUUUGGAUCACCGCCUUGUCAGUCUGUCCGUCCGCGUUUCCGCAGGCGCCCGGCCAGCCCCGCCCCUCCCACUACGGCGUCAGAGUCCCCAAUUCACCGCAUCCAACAACCACCGCAUCCAACAACAAAGCACCUGA
This is a messenger RNA of Penicillium canariense, 510 nucleotides long. RefSeq lists its product as uncharacterized. Bases 1 to 510 code for a protein of 169 amino acids. The record is from RefSeq and is a predicted model, not a curated record. NCBI's taxonomy places the organism in Eukaryota, Fungi, Ascomycota, Eurotiomycetes, Eurotiales, Aspergillaceae. The transcript has a single exon.